GAGGAGGAGGAAGAAGAAACGGGAAGAAAGUAGGAAAAGGAGCAGGAGAAGAAGAAGUGGCUUAAAAAAAAAAACAACACGGACACUUGGCUGUCUGUUAACAAACAAGGUUACACAAUUAUAUGAGAGCAGCAGGUGUAAGAUAACAACCUGAUGCAUGAUGUGAGGUGUGUAAAAACCUUUUGACACCUGGAAGUGGCUGUUGAUAUGGUGGACCUGAGACUGACCCUCAGGAGCCCCCAGUCUCACUUUUAUAAUGAGAGCCUGGGGAAAAUGUUGCCCCAGAUUAUGGAUCUAGGAUAUCAUCUUCCAUGAGAUUCCAAUUUCACAGCGCUUCAAUCAAACAGCUGUAAACAACAUGGAGAGAGAAGCAGCUGAGAAGGAAAUGGAUUGGGUUACUGACGCUGAUGAGGACAUCCCUGAUAGUGAGUCCACCUUAGUGACCGAGUCUAGUCAGUGGGAGGCCAGACCCACUGAUGAUGAAUGUGAGCAGGACAAAACAGCCAAAUCUCAGGACACCCCAAAUCCAGCCACUCCACAAGCCUCUGGUGCUGGCGAAGCAGAGUAUUGUGGAUCUACAGAGGCCAAAGAGGAUACUGAGGAGGCUUCAGAUGGGUUUGAGCAUGAUGACACUGCAGAUCAUGAGAACUCGCAUGUUAUAAAUCAAGAAGAGGAUGAAGCUGCGAAGGAGCAGCACAUGAACGGGGAGUCUGGUUGGAGGAACGUGGGACCUGGGCGGAGAUGCAGAUUCAGGAGCAGUGGGUCAGUUUCAGAGCAGAGCAGUCAAAGUGCUUUUUCCUCCCUUCAAAAAGGCAAUGUUAUGUCAAGUGGUGGUCGGCACAAGCAGACCCGCCGACGUAACCACCACCACCAUCAGCAGAACCGAGGCCGCAGGCGGACAGGCAACCAGCUCGUCCUAGCUUUUAAGGAGAUGCUGUCAGAGUCUCUGAGCUUCUGGUGCAUCUCCUGCGUCCACAUGAUGAUUGAGAUUAUUGUCACAUUGACUCACAAUUGUGGAGUUGGUGUGGAGGCUGGAGGGGUGAAACUUUACAACUUUGGGCAGCAGCUCCUUGUGAAGAUCACAGAUACAGCAGGAAUGAAGGCAGAUGCUAGUCGGAUUCUGAAAUGGACGAAAUGCACAGGAACAGACCUGGUGGAUAAAAUUGUUCGGUUAAUAAAGUGGGUGAAGACAGCUGCCUUAUCUUUUUUGAGACUUUUCUGUGCUUUGGUUAUUCUCGGUUCCCAGUGGGCAAAGGGUGCAUUGGUUCGCCUUGGAGGAGAGAAGGGAAAACGCUAUUGGACAACUUUUCAGGAGUCAAGGUUUUGGAAGAGGGUGGUGUCCCUGCUGGAGACAGUCCGAAGCAGGUUCAGGAGGCAUGGCCACGUACCACCGUCCAGCCCUGACUCUCCCGGCAGGGCAGGGAGAAGCCAGCCAGGCCAGGAGCUGGAGAGACUGCUGGCCUUGGCUGAGGUACCAGAGGACGAGCUCGACCCCUUUACAGUGCUGGGUGUGGAGGUGCAUGCCACUGAGGCUGAACUGAAGAAGGCCUACAGACAGCUGGCUGUCCAGGUCCAUCCAGACAAAAAUAAACACCCCCGAGCUGGAGAGGCGUUCAAAGUACUGAGGGCUGCCUGGGAUAUUGUCAGUAACCCAGAGACACGACGGGAGUACGAGUUGAAGCGUAUGGCAGCAACCGAGCUCUCAAAGUCCAUGAACGAGUUUCUGACUAAACUGCAGGAUGACCUGAAGGAAGCCAUGAACACCAUGAUGUGUACCAAGUGUGAAGGCAAACACAAGCGGUUCGAGAUGGAUCGUGAACCUGCUGAGGCCCGGUUCUGUGCCGAGUGCAACCGUUGCCAUAGUGCUGAGGAGGGGGACCUGUGGGCUGAGUCUAGCAUGUUGGGCCUACGUAUCACAUACUUUGCAUGUAUGGAUGGCAAAGUGUAUGAUAUUACAGAGUGGGCAGGUUGCCAAAGAAUCGGCAUUUCUCCUGACACGCACCGUGUGCCCUAUCACAUCUCAUUUGGUUCAAAGAACAACAGCAACUCCACACGACACAGGACACCCUCAGAGCACGCCCCAAGUCCGACCAACCCUGCAGAUUUGCAGGACUUCUUCAAUCGCAUCUUCAAGGGAGGACCACCUAACGACAUGGCUGCCAAUGGGGGAUUCUUCCCCUCAGGUCCCCCCCAUCAGCAACCCCCUGGUGCUGGAGCGCCCCCGUUCUCCCCUCCCCCGAGCCAGACAGGUUUCUACAUGCCGGGGGGUCAGCGGCCAGAGUCCAGUGAGACAUGGGCUGAAAGUGGCAAACCCCCCAGAAGGAGGAAGAAGGUCCGCAAACCCUUCCAGAGGUGAAGUCCGUUGACCUCUCAGUGUAUCAACAUAGCAACACAGGGACACAAUAAAUAACGGCCAUGUUUGUCUCUCGGCUCCCUGUCGGCCCGCCAAGAUCUGAACUCGAGAUAAUUCAUGUGGUUAAGGUCAGAUGAGCCAGAGGUGGAUCAUUAAGAGGAGCCUGUUGACUAAACAAGUAUUGAAGGAGGGUUGAAGAGGUGACGGUGCUUUACCUCUCAUUUCACCUUAUUGUUCUGUUGGUCUUCAAGACGACUGUAGCCUUGGCAUUGAAAUCCUUAUUGGGGUGCUGUAAUGAAACGUUUUCCUUUCAUAAUUUCCUGCCAAAUCCCGCAAAGCAUGAUUUAUUCACCUGUAUUUUAACACUUUGUUUUUGUUUUUUUCACUUUUGUUUUUAAUGUUUUGUAUAAGGAAAGUUUAAGACGUUGGUUCCAGACAGAGUGACACUUGAAGAGAGAGGAUCACGAUAAUUAACACGAAGAAGAUAAUGAUCUGGGCGACUUCACUGUGUCAGUGUUUACUCAUGUUAGAUCUGCACCUCGUCCACCAUAUUUCAAGAAUGAUUUGAAUCCAGUUAAACUCAACACAUCUGAACCGAAUCAAAAAGAAGAGAAAGUUGUCAACACGUAUGCAGUAGUGCGCUAGAAGUGCACUAAAAGUUCAGAGAGAGUUGGCCAUUUGUGCAGAAUUAGUUAAGCUAAAAUAGAUGCUGAUAUUUGUAUGGCGGUUAUCAGAGAAUCACAUCCUGCAUUUGUUCACCUCUGUUUUCAAAAGCCACUGAGCCAGAGAGGACACGGUCAAGAUGUAAAAUCUGGACCAGAAUAAGUGAAAACGAUGAAAGAGUGUUUUUGUUCUGAGAUAAACAGUUUCAAACAUGCUAAAUCUACCUGCUGUUAGUUUCAGCUCCAGAUUGAUGUUAUUAUUAGGGUUUAAAAUCUAACAGCAGGAAUGAGUUAUGUUUCUGUAAUACUGAACCCCAGCUCAACUGCUUUGAUAAAAAACUUUAAAACUGACGUGUUGACAUUUUGAAAUAUUGAUAUUUUUCUUCGCCAAGGAGGAAUUGCUGUUUUCAUGUCCACAUACAAUUGAUCUACAUUGCCCCCUGUUGAUUCACUGUGUAACCACACAACAUUAAAACGGUCACAGUUAAACUUAUUUACAAAGCUUAACAGCCAUUUGAGUCAUUUUAUAUCAUAAAGUGUGCUAAUUUACAUAUACUGAAGCAAGCCUGAUCUGCACGAAACUUCAAUGCUGUCAAAUCAACAUUACUUUAAUUUGUUCAUUACCGACUGAAAACGGCAUGCGUUUGCAAUAUGUUAGUUUGAUAUAGUUGAUUUACGUAGUCGUUCAUGCUGCUACUGAAAAGUAAACGUUCCAGUCAUCUAAAUUGAAACGCCAUUUUGAUCAGGGUCUCACUUGUUGAGUACCAUUUUAUGCCAGCAAAGAUGUUAAGCCAUGCCUUCUACAUCACUGAUCUGUCAUGACUGUCACCAAUUAAAGAAACAAAUCAUCGGACUCUUAAAGUUUGGCAGAUAAAAACUGGUGUAUUCUUCUGGUUAGUACUUCCACCUGGACGUGGUUCAGCUUUCAAAAUGUCAAAGUCACAGAAACUCUAAUUUAAAGCUAAAAGACUGAUUCCCAUGUGUUACUACUGUACAGUAUGUACCAUGAAGGGGUCAGAAAAAUGAUAAUUGGUUGUAUUUGGGGUUUUGUUUCUUGAUAUGCUUCUUGCAUAGAAAUCAUUAUGUUCAUAAGUUAAGAAAACAGCUGUUUACAGUGUGAGUGUAGUGAAAUGGCAAUGUGUGAUAAGGCAUUUGAUAAAGGCUAUUUUUUUAUAUUGACAGUUGAUGAAAAGUACCAUGUUCAAUGUUUUUUGUGUUAAUUUGCACACCCACAACUGUUAUAACAUCAGAGGGAUCUUGAACAGUCAUCGGUGAUUUAGCCUAACCAGACUCCUGCAGCGGCAGCUGUGUAGGAGGUGUAGCUCGCUAAGAUAACGGCUCAUUUGCAAUUAAGAUUAUUUUUUGGUAGAAUCUGAAUGUUAAAUGAGUGAGAAAAAUGUUAAAGAAAAAAAACCACAUUUAAUCAUCGUUCGUCACUCUGGGAAACCUAAGUAUCAGAACUAUCUUCUGGCAUUGUACUUCAUAAUGCAGGUUUGUCUGGUAGCUUGAAAAGAUGAACCUUUGGUGCAAAUGUUUGAGCUCAUUGAAGCAGGUCAUUAAGUUUGCCAUGUUUGUUUUUAUCUGUCAAAUAGCUUUUCUCUUGUAUGCAUUUGACCAGUCUCCCAGACAUGGUUUGAGUUGUCAACUAAAAGGGCCCUUUUAAAUGAAACCAACUCAAAAUGUAAAAAUAAUUCUGGAUUUAUUUUCAUUCUGGUGAAAAACCAGAUAGCAUUUGAUAGUAUAAAGGAAGGUUCGGACAGAACUAUGAGGCCUUAAAAUAUGUUGUUUUUUUUUCAAUUGGGCAGCAUUCAGAUCGUUACUGUGUGAUAAUCAGAAAACUAAAAUUGACUUUCAUCAAAUAUUUCAUUCACAAAU
Sander lucioperca (pikeperch) is the source of this 4890-nucleotide messenger RNA. RefSeq names its product DnaJ (Hsp40) homolog, subfamily C, member 14 (gene dnajc14). The record is from RefSeq and is a predicted model, not a curated record. Bases 359 to 2356 code for a protein of 665 amino acids. Gene Ontology annotation, molecular function: dopamine receptor binding. Lineage: Eukaryota; Metazoa; Chordata; Actinopteri; Perciformes; Percidae. The transcript is spliced from 8 exons.